CGGAAGUGAGGCGGCCGGGGGGCGGAGCCGCGGGCCCGGUGGGGGGCUGCCCGCCGCCCGACGGUCGGCUAUGGACCCCGGCGACGGCGGCAGCGGCGGCGGCGGCGGCCACAGCAACGACAUGGAAGAGCCAGCCGACCUGGAGGUCUUAGUGAAGACCCUGGAUUCCCAGACCCGCACCUUCACCGUGGGGGCUGAGAUGACGGUGAAAGAGUUCAAAGAGCACAUCGCCGCCGCGGUCAGCAUCCCACCUGACAAGCAGCGGCUCAUCUACCAGGGCCGCGUCCUGCAGGACGACAAGAAGCUGCAAGAAUACAACGUCGGGGGGAAGGUGAUCCAUCUGGUCGAGCGGGCCCCGCCGCAGACCCAGGGCCCGUCCUCGGGAGGUGCCUCCCGGGCGGGGUCCCCCUCGGCUCCCCACGCCGGGGCUCCCCCCGCCGGCCCCCGGGGCCCCGGUGCUCCCGUGCACGACCGGAACGCCAACAGCUACGUCAUGGUCGGCACCUUCAACCUCCCGAGCGAUGGCUCAGCCGUGGACGUCCACAUUAACAUGGAGCAAGCCCCGAUUCAGAGCGAACCCCGCGUGCGGCUGGUCAUGGCUCAGCACAUGCUGCGGGACAUCCAGGCCCUGCUUGCCCGGCUCGAGGGCCGAGCCAACGGGCAGCCGCAGCCGGGGCAGCCGGGGCAGCCGGGGCAGCUGGGGCAGGCGCAGGCGCUGCCGGCCGAGUCGGGUCCCCCGCGCCCCGGGCCAAGCGGCCCGACGGACGGGGACACCUCGCCGCGGGAGCCCACGGAGACGCGCGAGCCCGAGGACAGCAUGGCCCCCCGGGGCACCGGCCCGGCCCCCGCCCCGGCCCCCGAAGGGAACGCCCCCAACCACCCGUCGCCGGCGGAGUACGCGGAGGUGCUGCAGGAGUUGCAGCGGGUGGAGAGCCGCCUCCAGCCCUUCCUCCAGCGCUACCGAGCCAUCCUGGGGGCCGCCGCCACCACCGACUACAACAACAACACGGAGGGCCGGGAGGAGGACCAGCGGGUGAUCAACCUGGUCGGGGAGAGCCUGCGCCUGCUGGGCAACACCUUCGUGGCCCUGUCCGACCUGCGCUGCAACCUGUCCGCGACGGCCCCCCGCCACCUGCACGUGGUGCGCCCCAUGUCCCACUACACGGCGCCCAUGGUGCUGCAGCAGGCGGCCAUCCCCAUCCAGAUCAACGUGGGAACCACGGUGACGAUGACGGGGAGCGGGGCCCGCCCCGGCCCGACCGACACCACCCCGGCGCCUGGCCAGACCUCGUCCCCCACCCCGUCCCCGACCUCGGGGGAGCCCGGCACGGACGGGGCCCCCUCGGGCCCGGCCCCACCUCAGGCCGCCGGCCCCCCGCGCCUGAUCCGCAUCUCCCACCAGAGCGUGGAGCCCGUGGUCAUGAUGCACAUGAACAUCCCGGAUUCGGGCUCUCAGACGGGCGGGGCCUCCAGCGCUUCCACGGGUCCCUCCGGCCCGCCCGGGCAGGGCCUGGGCGGCCCCACCCACAUCCAACUGCCCUCCCUGCCCCCAGAGUUCAUGCAGGCGGUGGCCCACCAGAUCACCCAGCAGGCCAUGGCCGCCGCCGCCGCCUCCGCGGCCACAGGGCAGCAGGUGUCCGGCUUCCCGGCGGCCCCGACCCGGGUGGUGAUCGCCCGGCCCACGCCCCCCCAGGCCCGGCCCCCCCAUCCCGGAGGGCCUCCCCCCGCUCCCGGGGCUACGAUCCCUGUUCCGGGUUCCAAUGCUUCACUGGCUCAGAUGGUGAGCGGGCUGGUGGGGCAGCUUCUGAUGCAGCCAGUGCUCGUGGCCCAGGGCGCCUCGGGGCUGGGCGCCCCCCAGGCCCCGGCCACGGCCUCGGCCAGCGCGGGCACCACCAACACGGCCACGACGGCCGGCCCGGCCCCCGGGGGCCCCACCCAGCCGCCCCCGCCCCCGCCGCCGGGCCCCCCCCAGGCUGAGGUCCAGUUCUCGCAGCUCCUGGGCAGCCUGCUGGGGCCGGGGGGCCCCGGGGGCCCGGGGGCCGGCGGCGGGGCCACCGGCGUGGGCUCCCCCACCAUCACGGUGGCCAUGCCGGGCGUCCCCGCCUUCCUCCAGGGUAUGACGGACUUCCUGCAGGCGACGCAGACGGCCCCUCCGCCGCCGCCGCCGCCCCCGCCCCCCCAGGCCCCCGAGCAGGCCCCCGCCGCGGCGCCCCCCGGCUCGCCCCCUGCGGGGCCGGGCGGGGCCGGGGGGGGCCCCGAGGCGCUGCCCCCCGAGUUCUUCACCUCGGUGGUGCAGGGAGUGCUGAGCUCCCUCCUGGGGUCCCUGGGGGCCCGGGCCGGCAGCAGCGAGAGCAUCGCCGGCUUCAUCCAGCGCCUCAGCGGCUCCAGCAACAUCUUCGAGCCCGGGGCCGACGGGGCCCUCGGUUUCUUCGGCGCCCUGCUGUCCGUCAUCUGCCAGAACCUGUCGAUGGUGGACGUGGUGAUGCUCCUGCACGGCCACUCCCAGCCCCUGCAGCGGCUGCAGCCACAACUGCGCAGUUUCUUCCACCAGCACUACCUGGGGGGCCGCGAGCCCACCGGCCCCGCCAUCCGGAGGGCCACACACACGCUCAUCACGGGGCUGGAGGAGUACGUACGCGACAGCUUUGCCUCGGUCCAGGUCCAGCCAGGGGUGGACAUCACCAGGACCAACCUGGAUUUCCUCCAGGAGCAGUUCAACGGCAUCGCCGCCCACGUGCUGCACUGCACAGACAGCAGCUUUGGGGGGCGUCUGCUGGAGCUGUGUAACCAGGGCCUGUUCGAGUGUCUGGCCCUGAACCUGCACUGCCUUGGGGGACAGCAGAGCGCGCUGACCAACGUCAUCAACGGCCGCAUCCGGCGCCUGUCCGGCGGGGUGAAUCCGUCCCUGGUCAGCUGGUUGACUACCAUGAUGGGGCUGCGGCUGCAGGUGCUGCUGGAGCACAUGCCCGUGGGCCCCGACCAAGUGCUGCGCUACGUGCGCCGCCUCGGCGAGCCCCCGCAGCCCCCGCCGGAGGAGGAGCCGAUGGAAAUCCAAGGAGCGGAGAGGCCCGAGCCCGAGCGGGAGAACGCCUCGCCGGCCCCCGGCACCACGGCGGAGGAGGCCAUGUCCCGGGGCCCCCCGCCGGCCCCCGAGGGACCGCCCCCGCACGAGGAGCAGGACGGAGCCGCCGCGGCCGAGUCGGAGCCCUGGGCGGCGGCCGUGCCCCCGGAGUGGGUCCCCAUCAUCCGCCAGGACCUCCAGACCCAGCGCAAGGUGAAGCCGCAGCCUCCCCUGAGUGACGCCUACCUCAGCGGCAUGCCCGCCAAGCGACGCAAGACCAUGCAGGGAGAGGGGCCCCAGCUGCUCCUGUCGGAGGCCGUGAGCCGGGCGGCCAAGGCCAGCGGGGCGCGGCCCGUGACCAGCCCCGACAGCCUGAGGCGGGACUUGGAGGCCCCCGAAGUGCAGGACAGCUACCGCCAACAGCUCCGGUCCGACCUUCAGCAGAGGCUGCGGGCCGACCCCAACUACAGCCCUCAGCACUUCCCCAACGCCCAGCGCGCCUUCAUGGACGAGCCCUAGCCGCCUGCCCGCUUGGCUCCAUCGACGCCGUCCUCCCCCCCAACCCCUCUGGUAUUUAAGAAAUAAAAGUCGGAUUUUCCUGGCCGUU
Tachyglossus aculeatus (Australian echidna) is the source of this 3668-nucleotide messenger RNA. It is a transcript of the gene BAG6, whose product is annotated as BAG cochaperone 6. The record is from RefSeq and is a predicted model, not a curated record. Gene Ontology annotation, cellular component: BAT3 complex. Lineage: Eukaryota; Metazoa; Chordata; Mammalia; Monotremata; Tachyglossidae. Gene Ontology annotation, molecular function: misfolded protein binding; polyubiquitin modification-dependent protein binding.